AUGUCGAGCGACGCAUCCGCACCCGCGGCUGCUUCCGUAGCUGCUCCCGUCUCGUUUGAUUCGAGCAAUACGGCUGCUUCUUCGGUCACCGAUCCCGAGCUCUUCGGCGCCUCUGUGUUGCCCAGGAAGGACGUGCCCACCACCGAAUCAGCCGUGGUAGACCAGCAGCCUGCUGCCGAGGCCGAAGCUUCGGCUGCUCCUGCCGUCGCCGAGACUCCGGAACACGAUGCCGCUGCUGUAGCCGCCGCUGCCGCCGCGGCUGCUGCUGCUGACGCUUCGAGCGCUGCGCAGACCAUCACCGAACUGGCCACCGCCGCUACCAACGCUGCCAACAGCGCUGCCCCAUCGUCGGAACAGCCCGGCGAGGCUUCGACUGCUACUGCUGCGGACGGUGACGCUUCCGAAAGUCAACAGGACGGUACCGGUGCCGUCACCACCGAGCCUGAAUCCACCGUCGCCGGUCUCCCCCGCAACGUCGAGUCCGAGCUUCGCGAAAUCUACUCGGUCUCGAGCGCCAUUGCCAACUUCUCGGUGGCUCACGUCAACCAGGUCAGCGUACCCACCCCGCAAAAGGUUCGCAACAUCAUCCAAAAGGCUCUGAAGCUCACCUCGUCCCUCAGCAUGCUUCUGGCCCAGCCCGAGGUGGCUCUUCGACAGCUCGAUGCCGACGAGCCGGGCAAGCGUCCCGCCGAAUCUAAGCUCGACUCUGCACGCAAGCGUCCACGCUCUUCGGAUUGGGAUGGCAGCAAAUCCGAGACGCCCGGCGGUAUCGGUCUGCCGAUGACACCCUACACGCCCAACUCGGGGUUGCGAGUGUACCCGGACGGAUCGAUGCCCACGUCGUUCCCCUCGCCCGGCUUUGACAGCGACCAGAAGGGCCCGCAGUACAAGAAGCGCAGCCGUGCACCUGCGCCUGGCUCGUGCCAAGCGUGCGGUACCACCGAGACGCCCGAAUGGCGACGUGGUCCCGACGGCGCACGCACGCUGUGCAACGCGUGCGGUCUGCACUUUGCCAAGCUGGUGCGCAAACGCAUGCAGCAGGAAGGUGGUGAGGAGCCGUCGCCCAGCCAGGUGCCUCCUCCGGUGAGCUUGGUGAGCCUCGAGGAGCUGCGUGCUUCCACCAAGAGCGCCGAGGCAGCGGCGGCUGCAGGGCUGACGCCUUCGGCAUCGUCCAAGUCGCUCAACGGUACGCCUUUGAAGGUGAACAGGGACGAGGCGUGGAACACGCCCUCCAAGCCGCCCCGUGUGCCAUCGUCGCUGAGCAGCAGCGUGAUUGCUGGUGGCGAUGAUGCUGCCGAGGGCAGCGCCGAAGGUGGUGUGCAACCGCCUCCUCCUGCGCCUGUUUCUGCUGAGUCCUCCGCGCCUCAGACUGGAGGCAUCGUCGAGCCUGCACCCACGCCCGCAGAGGCACCCGCUGCUGCGGCUCCGGAACCGGUGAUCGCCCCAGAGCUGUCGGGUGAUGCGGUGGCCGUGAACCAGGACCGACCCAUGGACACGGACCAAUAG
Pseudozyma hubeiensis SY62 is the source of this 1506-nucleotide messenger RNA. RefSeq lists its product as hypothetical. The transcript has a single exon. The record is from RefSeq and is a predicted model, not a curated record. Gene Ontology annotation, molecular function: sequence-specific DNA binding; zinc ion binding. The coding region runs from base 1 to 1506 and encodes 501 amino acids. Gene Ontology annotation, biological process: regulation of DNA-templated transcription. Lineage: Eukaryota; Fungi; Basidiomycota; Ustilaginomycetes; Ustilaginales; Ustilaginaceae.